ACGAUGAGCAAGCCAGUGACAAAUCCUGACGACGUGUUUGAACUGUACAAGGUCCUUGCUACUGGUCGGUAUAGCGCGGUGUACCUGGGAUACGAGCGUGGCACCUCCAAAAAGUUCUCCUUCAAAGUGUACCGCCCUCUCAUUUUGAGGAAAAACUCUUCCAGCUUCGAGAAACAGUUUUUGAGUCUCUGCUACAAGCCCGCUAUCAUACCGAAACUUUUCUAUACUUUUUCCUUUGAGUUCCAGAACUGCCUAGUUCUAGAACAGAUGACCGGCAAGUCCUUGCAUGACCAGCUCAAGUUCGCUCGACGGUUCACCAAUGAGGUGACACAAUUCUACCUGGCUGAAAUAGCAGUGGCAGUCUCCUUCUUGCACAGUAAAAAUAUCAUUCACAGAAACCUGCAACUCGAUUCCUUCUGGAUCCAAAGUGACGGUCACCUGAGGCUGACCGACUAUACUAGGUGUAUCAGCAGUAAAACCAUCUUCCCGACCUUCGACUGGCAGUUUAAAAUCAGCUACUACACUCCACCAGAGAUCGUACGGGGUGGACGGGUCACCAAGAUGGUGGACAUGUGGGCUGUUGGGAUCAUGUUCUACAGGAUGAUCAGUGGUCGAAUGCCGUUUUACUGCUCAAACCGCAAUAAAUUGAGGGAAGCCAUCCGGUACAAGCCGAUGGAGGUCAGCAGGUAUUUCACACCUGAUGGUCAAGCCCUGUGUUACCAUCUGCUAACGAAAACACCCUCUCUCCGACUUGGGGCGGAUGAGUCGACAUUUAUAGCCUUUGAAAGACAAAAUUAUUUCGACGGGGUGGAUUGGAGACAGGUGGUCAAGGGAACCCUACCUGCGCCACACAUUCCAAUACUCUUUGCUACUAUGCCAGAGGUCCUCGAUAUUGAAAACGAGACUAUUCUAGAUUUGAAAGUCACUGACAGCGUUAGAAUGAGACUCAAACCUCUACGAUAUAAGGACAUUUCCACAAAGGAAGGGGGAGAACUAUUUAACGACGAAACCCUGGAUCUGCUCCACCGUCGAAAGAUAGCGACAGACGUGAGACGCCAGGAAAAGAAGCGAACUCCUUCCAUGUACUCUUUCCUGCGAGUGAAGGAAACCGCCCUGCCCCGGACCAGCCUGUACAGCAUCCAGUCAAAAGAUUCCAGCGGCGGUAAGUCCCAGAACUCACCCGGGAGUCUCAAGUCACCAGACAGCAGGAGGAGCAGCGCGGGCACGGAUGAGAGACUCAGUAUCACCAGAAGCUUUGAGGACGCGCUCCACGAUCUGGAGGAGCAUAUGAGCUAUGUCUCCAAAGAGGAUCAUCAGUAUCUUUUCAAUGAGUUUAAGAAACGAAUGGUAGCCAAACUCAGCACUGGUCGAUCAAAGGGUUCAACACGAACAAGUACACUUUUCACUGGUGAGACUAGCAUAGACUGAACUCAAUAGCCAGGCUGAGUUAAAAAAACAACAGUGGGAACCUUCAA
Molecule: messenger RNA, 1475 nt
Organism: Physella acuta
Lineage: Eukaryota; Metazoa; Mollusca; Gastropoda; Physidae
Product: RAC-gamma serine/threonine-protein kinase
Biological process (GO): protein phosphorylation
Molecular function (GO): ATP binding; protein kinase activity
Source: RefSeq, a predicted model, not a curated record